ACUUUUCCCAUAAAAUAUGCUAGCACUGCCCUCUCUCCUCUCUCUCUGAGUUCCAGCUUAAUCAUUAGUUUUUCUUUGUUAACCCACUCCCAUUAUCGCAUUUCCCUUUCCACUCACGCAAGCAUUCCACAUUGUCAUCAUCGCGCACACACAGAGUAAGAGAGAGAGAGAGAGAGAGAGAGAUGGUGUGUGUGUGUUCAUAAACUCUGCUUACAGUGACAGUAGAAAAAUCUCAGAGAGAAGUCAUCUUGAUCUAGAUAUGAAAAUGGGUGCGUUGGCUUGGGUUUUACCUGCGAUUUUGGAAGCAACCCUUUACAUUUCUUGCUCUAUUGCACUUAGUCAAGAUGGCAUUGCGUUGCUGGAAAUCAGAAGCGCUUUUAAUGACGGUAAAAACAUUCUCAGUAACUGGAAUGCUGCUGAUGAGUCUCCCUGCAAAUGGACUGGUAUUUCUUGUCAUGAAGACAACCAACAAGUUCGCUCUAUAAACCUACCUUACAUGAAACUUGGAGGGAGUAUUUCUCCAAGCAUUGGUAAACUCCAAAGAUUGCAAAGACUGGCACUUCACCAGAACAGUUUGCGUGGAUUUAUUCCUGAUGAAAUUGGUAAUUGUACCGAGCUCAGAGCCCUGUAUUUGAAAGCAAACUAUCUCCAAGGAGGCAUACCAUCAGAGCUUGGAAAUCUUUUGAAUCUCACCAUAUUGGAUUUGUCAAGCAAUUCAUUGAAAGGUGCUAUACCCUCCUCUCUUGGUCGCCUCACACGACUACGCUUUCUGAAUUUGUCCACCAACUUUUUUUCUGGUGAAAUCCCGAAUGUUGGGGCUCUAGGCACUUUUGGAAACAAGUCGUUUAUUGGAAAUUUAGAUCUUUGUGGCCUACCAGUGCACAAGCUUUGUCAGACAUCACAGGGGUUCCCUGCAGUUCUGCCCCAUGCAGAAAGUGAUGAAGCUGCAGUCCCGACCAAACGUUCAUCUCAUUACAUCAAAGGGGUGAUAAUUGGUGGAAUGUCCACAUUCAGUCUGCUACUUGUGAUUGUGCUUAUGUUCCUCUGGAUUCGUUUGCUAUCAAAGAAGGAAAGAGCUGCCAGGAAAUACACGGAAGUGAAAAAGCAAGUUCAUCAAGAAGCAGGUUCCAAGCUUGUCACUUUCCAUGGCGAUCUUCCUUAUUCGACAUGUGAGAUAAUAGAAAAGCUGGAAUCUCUUGAAGAAGAGGAUGUUGUUGGGUCAGGAGGAUUUGGUACUGUAUAUCGAAUGGUAAUGAAUGAUUGUGGUACAUUUGCUGUUAAAAGAAUAGAUCGAAAUCGCGAAGGAUCUGAUAAAGUAUUUGAGAGGGAAUUAGAGAUAUUGGGUAGCAUCAAGCACAUUAAUCUAGUCAACCUACGCGGUUACUGCAGGCUUCCCACAUCAAAGCUUCUUAUUUAUGAUUAUAUGGCAACGGGCAGCUUAGAUGACCUCUUACAUGGAAAUGUGCAAGAAGAAAUACCCUUGAAUUGGAAUGCUCGGUUACAAAUUGCCCUAGGUUCAGCACGGGGUUUGGCAUACUUGCAUCACGACUGCUCUCCAAGGAUAAUUCACCGCGAUAUAAAAUCUAGCAACAUUCUCUUAGAUGAAAAUUUAGAGCCUCGUGUUUCAGAUUUUGGCCUUGCGAAGCUGUUGAUAGACGAGGAUGCUCAUGUCACUACUGUGGUUGCUGGCACUUUCGGUUAUUUGGCACCAGAGUACCUGCAAAGUGGAAUAGCUACGGAGAAAUCAGAUGUGUACAGCUUUGGAGUUCUCUUGUUAGAGCUUGUAACUGGAAAAAGACCCACUGAUCCACAUUUUGUUAAGAAGGGCUUAAAUGUUGUUGGUUGGAUGAACACUGUGUUGAGAGAAAAACAACUGGAAGAGGUUGUGGAUAAGAGGUGCACUGACGCUGACGUAGAAGCAGUAGAAGCAGUCCUUGACAUGGCCGCCCGGUGCACCGAUGCCAACUCCGAUGAACGGCCAUCAAUGAACCAGGUUCUGCAGUGCUUAGAGCAAGAGGUCAUGUCGCCUUGCCUAACUGAUUUCUACGAGUCACAUUCAGAUUAUUCUUGAAGCCUGGGUUGAAGCAUAGAGAUGAAGGAUUUUUGCAUGUGUUUGCAGCCUGCAUGCUCUAGUUUUGCGGAAAUUAUAUCGUGUGCCCCUUUCUCAGUGGCCCGUAUAUUAUUUGCAGCAAAUGAAUGAAUGUAACACAAGUGUCAACUAUGAUGAACUAGGUGCAUGUGGACUCUUAAAUUUUUUAUUUUUUUAUUUUAAAUUAGAACUGCAAAUCUUCUUAUCUAUUUUCCAUUGUCGUUUUUUUGGAAAAUGUUCUGUCUUUUAUUUUAGUUUUUCAGCAAAUUACAGAAAACUGAGUUAUUUUUUAUUUGAUUAUCAGCUUUGGCCAAAAUGUAA
This is a messenger RNA of Malania oleifera, 2410 nucleotides long. Its product is annotated as LRR receptor-like serine/threonine-protein kinase FEI 2. The record is from RefSeq and is a predicted model, not a curated record. Gene Ontology annotation, biological process: protein phosphorylation. The transcript is spliced from 13 exons. Gene Ontology annotation, molecular function: ATP binding; protein binding; protein kinase activity. NCBI's taxonomy places the organism in Eukaryota, Viridiplantae, Streptophyta, Magnoliopsida, Santalales, Ximeniaceae. The coding region runs from base 260 to 2071 and encodes 603 amino acids.